GAUAGCAGCGGUCCAACAGGGCGCGAGAGCGACGAGAUCCCACUCGCGUGCUGUCGCAAACAGUCAAUUUUAGUGAAUUUCCGUGCUCGGUGGUGUAUUUGAACGACCAGCCGCGGUCACACUGAAGCAAAAACAUUUUUGGCUCGGAGAACGAUUAACACAAGCGGACUGAAAUUUUUUUGUUUUAGUGUUGCGAAAAAGUUUGUGGGAUUUUUCUAAAAUCGCCGGAAAAUGUGAAAAAUAUAUGUAUAUGUGCAAUGUUAGAGCGGCAAUUGGCGGCAGUAGCAGCAGCAGCAACAACAUCAACAGCAGCAGCAGAAGCGCCAGCAACAAAAACAAAAACAACCGAAACACAACAAACCCAACAACAACAGCCAACAUUGUGAAUUGCUUUUUUUCUUAUUAAUUGUAAAUGAAAACCGAAGCAAGUGCAGAUAAAAAAAAAUUAAUUAUAUUAUUUAUACACACAUACAUAUAUAAUAUAUAGUAAAAUAUCUAUAUAUAUAUAUGUGUAAAAAAUACAACAUAUAAACAACAAAAACAAAAAACAGCGGAGCCGAAAAAAGCCGCCAAAAACAAAUCUGAAAAAAGAUGUAAGAUAGCGGAAAAAAAGGCGGAAAGAAAAGGAAGAGAGAGAGAAGACGAAGACGGAGAAGAGGAGAGCCAAAACAGCAACCGUUAAUUUUCGCUCAGUGGAGGCAGGCAGGCAACAACAAACAAAACAAACCAAAUCCAACAAACAAUAACAACAGCAGCAGCAACAAACUCAACAAACAACAAGAGCCGCCCAGCCAAGGUCAACUUUUGUUGUUUUUUGGGGCCCAACAACACAAAAUGCACGCGUGUGUCUGCUGCUGUUCGACAAACAACAAUUGCAACAACAACAACCACAAGAACAACGACGACAGCAGCAGCAGCAGCAGCAACGGCAACAAUAAAUUGCUGCUAACGAAGCACAAGGAAGUAGAAGCAGAAGACGAGGUACUGGUCAAGCGGGAGCAGGCGAAGAAGCAAAAGGAGCACCAGGCGGUGGAGGAGGAGUUGUCUGCUGGCCAAAGCGCCAGUGGCGGCGACAACAACGACAACGAUCUCAACGGCGCCGCAACGAGGAGGCGGUGGUGGCUGCGCGAUCCUCCAGGAUCAGCGGAAGCGGCAGAAGGCGAAGAAGGAGAAGAAGGAGGAUCCGGUGCGGGUACAGCAGGAAAGAAAGCAACAGGAACGACGACGUGGUGGUCUCCACCCGGUGACGUUGCGGUGACGAUAGCGCCGGCGACGUUGUUGCUGUCGUUGCAGCGGCAAUUAGCAAAACAACAACAACAACAACAACUGAAACCAACAACAAAAGCCACAACAUCCUUAGCAACAAACACCUCAGCAACAACAACAGCAAGAACCUCCAUCAUCAAGAUCCCAAUAUACCAACAAUACCAAAUCCCAAUCCUCGCCAGCCACGCCUUUUGAGUGCCUCUUUGUGUGUUGUGUAUUGUGCGUGCGUUCGUUCGUUCGUGUGUUGCAAAGUGUCCAAACUAAUUACAAAAAAACAAAAACAACAAACAACAACAAGACGAAGAAGAAGAAGAAGGAGUCUAUUACCAAACACUAAACAUCAAAACCUUCUGGCAACCUGUGCAACAACUGUCAAAUAUCAAGAAACGAAGAAGGACAAGCUCCUUGUCAAAACGCUAAAAUCAGAAUACGACCGACCGUCAACGUCUUCGCAUUAACCAGAACGAAUAAAAAACCAAAUCUGACAAAAGAAUCAUUUAAAAAAAAAACAAAAAAGACUAAACGUGCUUAAAAACUCAACUCGGAAUAGUUAAAGAAAACAAUCGGCAAACCGGAGGAACUCUUUUAAGCUCCCCUUCUUAAUUUCCUCCGACUUUCCAAACGUUUUUCCUUCCUCGUUAUUGGAUUACCGUGCAUUCGCAACGGAAAAAUCCAACUAACUCUAUAU
This is a messenger RNA of Drosophila eugracilis, 1954 nucleotides long. RefSeq names its product probable serine/threonine-protein kinase DDB_G0278665. Lineage: Eukaryota; Metazoa; Arthropoda; Insecta; Diptera; Drosophilidae. The record is from RefSeq and is a predicted model, not a curated record. Bases 835 to 1461 code for a protein of 208 amino acids. The transcript has 2 exons.